GUCGUUAACAUUUCAUAUUUUACAUUUUAUUCCGUCAUCGUCGGUCAUGGUGUUCGUUUCGAUUGCACAUUUCAUUUUAUUUUAUUUUAUUUGGUGUUAUGACUGCUGCGGUCGAUGAUAACUAGACUUGUUUUUAGUUUCUGUCGAUAACUUAUUUUAAAUGUCGAUUAUUUAUUAUUGAUAAGUGUAAAUGUUAUUAUAGUGAUGUGUAUUAGUGUUGACUGUUGACUGUUGACGUCUGUCCUGUCCUGUCAAGAUCAGCCGGCGGAAUCUUGAAUCUUGGACUGUUGAUUACUGAGAAAAGCCACGAUUUUCAUAAUGAGUCUGUUCAAAAAAAUCAAAUUGGUCACCUUCGAUGUCACCAAUACCCUUUUGAAGUUUCGGCGCAGUCAAGGGGAGCAAUAUGGUGAAAUUGGAGCAAUGUUUGGAGUUUUGAGGGAUAACAAUCAGCUCUAUGAAAAUUUCAAGUCGAAUUGGUGGCGAAUGAACCAGCAGCAUCCAAAUUUCGGCCUGAACGAACCAGACAUGGGCUGGCGCAACUGGUGGAGGGCCCUUAUUCGAGAGACCUUCCUGGACAGUUUGUCCCUGGAUCCGCAUGCACCAGGAAUGACCGUCAAUGAAAAAAAAUUGGAACAUAUCGCCGAUCAUCUGAUCGACGCCUAUCAGACUUCAGCUUGCUGGCAACAGUGUUAUGGAAGCGGAGAAAUAUUACAAUAUCUAUCAGACAACAAAAUAACAAUGGGCGUAGUAUCCAAUUUCGAUCCUCGUCUUCCAGAAUUGUUAAAAAAUAUGAAAAUCAAAGACCAUUUCUCGUUCGUCAUGUGCUCGUAUGAAGCCAAAGCCCAAAAACCGGACGAAGAAAUAUUCAAUAAAGCUUUGGAGGAGGGCCAAAAAAUUAUACCAAACUUACAACCAUCAGAGGUUCUCCAUAUAGGUGAUACCGGUCUUUUAGACUACAAAGGAGCCCGAGAUGCAGGCUGGAAUGCAAUUCUGAUUCACGAACGAGAUCCGGAGCUACUUGCCAAAAAAUAUAAAUUUUUAGACCCAAACACGUCUACAGAAGUCUCUACGAUCUCCAUCGGAAUAUUAUUAAUGAUUCUGUAGAAUUGUGAUAAAUGUUUAAAUG
Ctenocephalides felis (cat flea) is the source of this 1126-nucleotide messenger RNA. RefSeq names its product rhythmically expressed gene 2 protein-like. NCBI's taxonomy places the organism in Eukaryota, Metazoa, Arthropoda, Insecta, Siphonaptera, Pulicidae. The transcript is spliced from 5 exons. The record is from RefSeq and is a predicted model, not a curated record. The coding region runs from base 319 to 1104 and encodes 261 amino acids.